Messenger RNA from Acytostelium subglobosum LB1, 594 nucleotides. RefSeq lists its product as hypothetical. Gene Ontology annotation, molecular function: protein-disulfide reductase activity. The transcript has 2 exons. The record is from RefSeq and is a predicted model, not a curated record. The annotation marks the transcript as partial. Lineage: Eukaryota; Evosea; Eumycetozoa; Acytosteliales; Acytosteliaceae.
AUGAUGGCAACAACUCCACCUAUAAACACAGCCACUCCUGGAGGAGACGAGUUCAAAGAAGUGUCAGUGGAUAUUGAAGGAUUGGCAUUGCAACAACAACAGAUACCUACGACAGCAGUGACAAAGCCUUCAUACAGACCAUCGAGCCCACCAAAGAGCAUAGUGAUGUUUGAUGGCGUAUGCAAUGUCUGCGAUGGCUUUGUACACUUUGUCUAUCCCCGCGACACACAGAAGCGCUUCACAUUCCAGGCGUUACAAACAAUCAAAGGCAGAGAGAUACUACAAUACUAUGGCAUACCCGAAGACCUCUCCACCAUUGUACUGAUCGAGGAAGAGUCCAACACCUACUUCACCAAGUCCACCGCAGUACUACGUAUUAUGUAUUAUCUACAAAGACCAUAUCCACUAUUGUAUUCAUUCUAUUACCUGCCGACAUUCUUUAGAGACUUCUGUUAUGGAACGUUUGCAAAGUAUCGCUACUUGGUCAUGGGCAAGAAGGACACUUGUAUGUUUAGUCCAGGUCUGCGAGACAGGUUCAUCGACUGGAGGAGUCCCAUCAUCGAGGAGGAGGUGGUCGACGACAACAAGGAGAUG